Acanthoscelides obtectus is the source of this 2231-nucleotide messenger RNA. The record is from the annotation of a GenBank genome assembly. NCBI's taxonomy places the organism in Eukaryota, Metazoa, Arthropoda, Insecta, Coleoptera, Chrysomelidae.
AUGAAGGUAUCAUUCGACUUCUUUGAAAUAUAUACCUUUUUUAAACAAUUUCCACCUAAACCGGUUUUUAAAAUGAGUCGAGAAGUAAACUCAUCCAGUCUUAUGGUGAGCUCAUGCCGUUGCUCUUGAUAUCACGGAAACAUUCGAUCAGCUGUGGCAUACUGCCUGAGCAAACUUCCAUGCUAUGGCCUCCCAGAGAAGCUUUGCAGAUGGGUGGCAGACUUUCUCUCUGGUCGCAACAUAUCUGUCGUAAUUGACGGUUUCGCCUCUUCAUCCCACAACGACAACGCGGGUGUUCCCAAGGGAUCGAUCUUGGCUCCGCGACACUGUUCCUCUCUUCUCCUGCCGACUAAUCCUAUCCACAGUUUUGCUGAUGACAGCAUUCCUGCAGGAAUCAGAGCGACAAUCCAAUCUCUGCCGGUGAGCUGGAAAAAAAAGGGCUAGCAGCGACUGUCCCUCUAACGAGAGACCUGAAGGUUAUCACUGCUUGAGAACGCAACAAUCUUGUACAGUUACAUGCUUCCAAAACACAGUACUGUACCUUGACGUCUUCUACCGCUACACCAGUGGGCUUUGCUCCUGCUCUCCUCCAUGACGCUGCCGCACGAUGUACCUGCCAGACAGACCCGCCUGGCUUCCUGUCCCAUCGUAACCACGAACUUCGUACAUGCAGAACUGGCCCAUAAGACCGCUAUCUUGCCCUAGGGUGUCGAGAUUGUGGAACAAUCUACAAGAGGUUUUUCUCAGUUUCACUAACCUCACUUACUUCAAGAAUUGUAUUAACAAAGUUUAUUUGGGAUAGUCAUAGAGCUGACGGUGUAAUAUUAUUCUUUGAAUUUUGGACAGACAUGUUACUGCCCAACUAGCAAAGUAGUGCUAUAAGCAUUUGGUAAAGAACCGUUCAGCCAUAAAAGCUCUCUAUUGUUGAACACCAAAAUGCUGGCAUAAUGUUGUGUGGAAUGCAAAUUUGUUUUCUGCGACAUAUUUGCUCUAAAAUGGGGUGUUUAAAAUAUUCUUAUAGCGUAGGUAUACAACACCUUAUAGGACAAAUUUUUAACUGUUGCAUAAACGUUUAUACAACUACUUUAUACGGCAUAUUUGCACGUUAGUCAAAAUGGUUGUGUUGUGGCAUCCAUGGUAACGUUUAUAAAACAAACCCGAGCCUUGUUGUUUUGCUGUGCAGAUUUACUACUUUAGCUGACAAAUUGCUCCCAACGGAAGCACAACUGUUGUUUAGUAACUGUUAAAGGCUGUACAUAUGCAACAAUAUUACAACUUUUGUAGUACAAAAUUGCUGUGCUCGGCAUAAAUUUGUUGCUAAAUAUGUUGGUAUACAACUUCACCAUAACCUAACUUUCUGCUGUCAUAUUUUUGUUAAAAUGCCAUAACCAAUUUUUAAGACAAACUACGCAUGCAUAUUGGUUCAAAAGGUUUUAUCAACUGUUCAAACAGAAGAUAUAGAUCUGGUACAUAUUCUGUCUCGACUGUUGUAUAACACCUGCUGACAACACCAAAAUAUUCUAAUAAACUAAAGACAACAUCGACGAUGCCAUGAUUAUACACAACCACCCGCCAAAUUGGACCAACAUUUAUUCCUCUAUUUAAUAUUAAAUAAUUAUAUUUCAGUUCGAAAUUACAGAUAUGAAGUGAUAAACAUUAGUAUAAUUGUGUCUAAAUAUAGGAUUUGUGGAAAAUUUAACGCAGAUAAGUUCAGUUUUCCAUCUUAAAAAUCUAGACAUACUUUUGAUCAUCAUUAAAAUAUGAAUGAAAUACGAAGCCCGUAGAAAUUGCGUAACUACUUUGCACGAGAAUCACGAUAUAAUUUGCUGCGCAAGUAAUUCAAUAGCCCUAUAGCACAGAGUAGAAGUAAGUUUAUCAUAUACCUGUGUAUGAAAUUCACGAUGGCAGAUAUUUAAGUAAACAAGAUGACUGUAGUGUGUUAGUUAUACGAGGGAUAUCUUUUAAGUUUUGCAUAUGGAAAUAAAACAACACGGUAGGUAGUUUUAAAUUACUUUAUUGUUUUUCGAAGUAUUCGCCACCAAGAUUAAUACACAUCUGCAUGCGCUCGAACCAAUUUUCGAAGCACUUAUUCCACUCGUUUGCUGGCAGAUCCAAAACGGCAUUUUUGAAUACGUCAACUGCUUCUUCUGUCUGUUUUUAAUUUUCGGGAAAGUAAAGAAAUAGUUAGGACUUAGAUCGGGACUAUAUGGAGGAUGGUCCAAUAAUUCCAC